Molecule: messenger RNA, 2145 nt
Organism: Cotesia congregata
Lineage: Eukaryota; Metazoa; Arthropoda; Insecta; Hymenoptera; Braconidae
Source: the annotation of a GenBank genome assembly
AUGUUAACUAGAAUUCUACUGAUGUGCCUAACAUUUGGAUCUAUCCAUCAGUUGGUAUCCUGCAUGAUAACCAAUGGCUACAAAGACCACAGUGACUUCAUUUCCAAGAUACCGGAUACUAAAUUGGUCCGUAAUCUAGCUUUAAUUGGAACCUUCCAUUCAGCAGCAUUCAAGCCGAUGAAAUACGUCCGUACUCAGAAUUUGACCAUAUCUGAGCAACUACAAGCUGGAAUUCGCGUGCUGGACAUUCACUUGAGUGUAGACUUUGAUAAGUUGAAAGUCUAUUACAACCUGGAAUAUUUAAACUGCACUUUCGAUGACGUACUAACCGAAGUACAAAGCUUUAUGACUCUUAAUCCUAAAGAACUGGUCAUAAUUCUACUGUCAGUAAACUUGAACUUCUUCUUGACCGACUCAAUAAGUUGCGAAGUGCUUGAUAGUUACGUCGGGAGAUGGCAGAAGCGCGGAUUAAAGUUAGUGCAAGAUUGGUCGUUGUUGGAAGAUUAUGUAGGAGAGCACCGAGGUCACGUUUUGCUGGGCCAUGUUAGAGAGUCAAAUUUUAAAAGUUGUUCAGUGUACUUACCUUGCGAAGUUCAAGACAAUUGGAACGUUACUGAUGCAGAAAAGAAGUGGAAGUUUGUUAAAGACAGCCAGGAUGGAAUGUUGUUUGCUUAUCAUCCUUAUCACUCGUGUUAUAUUAAUUAUUUGGCUAGUUAUAAUCCGUUGAUAAUGAAUUAUUGGCAACCUGAUUCAGAUGAUGGAGCAGAUGAAUUGAAAUUGGGGAUGAUGAGAAUUGAAGAUGUUAAUGAAAGGAUGGCGGGUUAUUUUAGAAAUCCUUAUGAUACUUUGGAUAUGGUUGUUACUGAAUUUCCGAUAUUUGGAGGAUUAGGCCAAUCCUGCAGCCGGAAUGAAGACUGCCUCCUUAAAAACUCAGAGUGCAGGGGAUCGACUUGCAAGUGCUUGGCUAAUUUCAUCAAGCUUGAUGGUAAGUGCAUGCCGCUGAUUGGAGGCACCUGUGAGAAGGAAGAUGACUGCCGGAUAGUCAACACUAACUGUGAUGGAGUCUGCAAGUGUAGAGAAGGACUUGGGCCUGCAGAGGACAACACUUAUUGCAGGGAUAAUACUAUAAGAAUUGGAAGCAGCUGCAAAGGCGAUGACUGCAAUUCGAUCAGAAAUGCCGUUUGCAAAGAAGCAAAAAGACGCUCGUUAUUGUCCUCACUGAAGGAGAAAGAGAACACAAGGUUUAAGUGUCAAUGCAAACCUGACCAUUAUCAGCUGGGGAAGGAAUGUGCCAAGUUCGCGAAAGGGUUGAAGGACAAGUGUGAGGACAGGGUUGGAUGUGCCAGGAUUCCUGGAAGCAGGUGUGAUAAGGUCAGCAUGACUUGCCAGUGCUUAGAGAAGUACUUCUACCAGGUUGAAGACACUUGCUUCAAGAAAGCGAAAGGGCUAGGAAACGAGUGCAAGACUGAUGAAGGUUGCACGAAAAUUGAUAACGCAGAAUGUCUGGAUAAUACAUGUCAGUGCAAGGAGGAAUUCUACAAUUGGGAAGGAGUGUGCUACAAAUAUGCAGAUAAUCUUGGAGAAAUCUGUUAUAAUGAUGGCUGCAAGAAGCUAAACGGCUCGGAGUGUGUUGAAGGAAUGUGCAAGUGCAAGGUUGGUUGGUAUUCUUUCGGCAAUAAGUGUUUUGAGAAACCAACAGCAAUUGGCGCAGAAUGCAAAAGCGAUGACGGAUGUGAGCAGAUAAGUGGCUCUAAGUGUGAUAACGGUGUUUGCAAUUGCAAGACUGGUUUCUAUUUAGCAGAAAACAGCGGAAUCUGCUUACCGUUGCCUAAAGAUUUGAACAAGAAUUGCGUUGAUACCCAAGAUUGCAAAACGCUGUUUUCUGAGUGUUCCAACGGAACCUGCGACUGCAGGGAGGAUUAUGUUGUGCAUAAUGGAGUCUGCUACGGUCUGCCUGGUGCUCAAUGUUAUGGUGAUAAGGAUUGUGCCUCGGUAUCUUAUUACUGUGAUUCGGGAACUUGUCAGAAGGCAGCUUCUGUGAAUGGUAAGCUAGUAGGUUGCUUCAGUGAUUCAUUGGAUGAUACUUUAAUGGUCUUUUUCUGGCAGUUACUUGCUACUGGGGGACACUGGGGCUCAAUAGAGUGA